Molecule: messenger RNA, 3890 nt
Organism: Heteronotia binoei (common prickly gecko)
Lineage: Eukaryota; Metazoa; Chordata; Lepidosauria; Squamata; Gekkonidae
Gene: DIAPH1
Product: diaphanous related formin 1
Biological process (GO): actin filament polymerization; actin cytoskeleton organization
Cellular component (GO): cytoplasm; actin filament
Molecular function (GO): microtubule binding; small GTPase binding; actin binding
Source: RefSeq, a predicted model, not a curated record
AAGCGGGUAAUGGCAGAUGAGCUGGAGAAAUUUACCAGCAUGAGGAUAAAGAAGGAGAAAGAAAAGCCCGGUGUGGCUCAUAGGAAUUCCUCUGCUGCCUAUUCAGAAGUUUCUGGUGCAGGUCAGAUGCUGCAGGAAAUCUCAGACGAGGAUGUGCUGAUGCUCUUUGAACAGAUGCUGCUGGAUAUGAAUCUGAAUGAAGAGAAACAGCAACCUCUAAGGGAGAAGGACAUUGGCAUCAAGAGAGAGAUGGUCUCCCAGUACCUGCAUACUUCCAAAGCUGGAAUGAGUCAAAAGGAGAGCUCCAAAUCUUCAAUCAUGUAUAUCCAGGAGCUGAAAUCUGGUCUCCGAGAUGCCCAGCUGCUCAAUUGUUUGGAGUCUCUGCGGGUCUCUCUCAAUAAUAAUCCUGUCAGUUGGGUGCAAAAUUUUGGAGUGGAGGGUCUGAAUUGCUUGCUGGACAUACUGAAAGGUUUACAUGAUGUGAAGGAAGAGGCUUCCAGCCACUACGACACCCGGAUCAAGCAUGAGGUCAUCAGAUGCUUAAAGGCUUUCAUGAACAAUAAGUUUGGAAUUAAAACUGUGCUUGAAACGGAAGAGGGCAUCCUGCUUUUGGCAAGAGCUGUUGACCCCAAAGUCCCUUCCAUGAUGAUCGAUGCUGUCAAGUUGCUUUCGGCCCUCUGCAUCCUGCCUCAUCACGAGGCCUUGCAUGAGCGUGUUUUGGAGGCCCUCACUGACCGAGCAGAAAUGGAUGAAGUGGAACGAUUCAAGCCGUUGCUGGAUGGUCUGAAGAGUGGCACCUCAGUGGUACUGAAGGUAGCUUGUCUACAACUGAUUAAUGCCCUGAUCAUCCCAGCGGAUGAGCUGGACUUCAGGAUGCACAUCCGCAGUGAGCUAAUGCGUUCCGGACUGCAGCAGAUCCUCAAGGACCUGCAUUCUCAAGACAAUGAGGAGCUGAAGGUGCAGUUGUCAGUGUUUGAAGAAUAUGGGGAAGAAGAUUCUGCUGAACUCCGAAGCCGUUUGGAGGACAUUCGCAUAGAAAUGGAUGACUUUGGUGAGAUCUUCCAGAUCCUUCUCAAUACCGUCAAGGACUCAAAGGCAGAACAGCAUUUCCUGUCUCUUCUGCAGCACCUUCUGCUCAUCCGCAGCGACUACGAUGCCAGGCCUCAGUAUUUUAAGCUGAUUGAGGAGUGCGUUUCCCAGAUAAUCCUGCAGAAGAAUGGGGUUGAUCCAGAUUUUAAGUGCAAGCACGUCGACCUUCAUGUUGAGGGACUGAUAGAUAACUUGGUUGACCAAACUAAAGUGGCAAAAAGUGAAGCCAAAGCAAUUGAACUGGAGAAGAAGCUGGAGUCUGAGCUGACUGCCCGGCAUGAGCUGCAAGUUGAAAUGAAGAAGAAGGAGAGUGAAUUUGAGCAGAAACUCCAAGAUGUGCUUCAAGAGAAGGAAGCGCUGGAAACAGAGAAACAGCAGAUCGUGUUGGAGAAGCAAAGUCUGGAAAGUGCUUCGUCAGCACUGAAUGAUGAGGUGGCUGUACUUAAACAAGAACUUGAAGAUGCAAGGAAGAAAAUGGAGCAUAUUGCCUCAUCUUCUGUUGGUGUCCCAGCACAGCCUUCACCCAGUGGGGUGGCCAUUCCUCCUGCCCCUCCCCUGCCUGGUACAGCUGAAGUGCCACUUUUGCCAGGAAUGUUAGUAGUGCCACCGCCGCCACCUCUGCCUGGUGCAACCGGAGUGCUGGCUCCGCCACCACCACCACCUCCGCCUCUUCCUGGUGCAAUUGGAGUGCCCGCUCCGCCACCACCACCUCCGCCUCUUCCUGGUGCAGUUGGAGUACCACCACCGCCACCUCCGCCUCUUCCUGGUGCAUUUGGAAUGCCGCCACCCCCGCCACCGCCUCUUCCUGGAGUGCCUGGAGUGCCUCCACCGCCACCACCUCUUCCUGGUGGGCCUGGAAUGCCACCACCACCGCCACCUCUUCCUGGUGGGCCUGGAAUGCCACCACCACCGCCACCUCUUCCUGGUGGGCCUGGAAUGCCGCCACCACCGCCACCUUUUGCUGGUGGGCCUGGAGUGCCACCUCCUCCCCUGCCUCCUGGCUUUGGGGCUAUGAUGCCUGCAGCUCCAGUUCUUCCAUUUGGAUUGGCUCCAAAGAGGGCUUAUAAGCCAGAAGUUCAGCUUCGAAGAACCAAUUGGUCCAAGAUUACGGCUCAGGAGCUCUCCCAGGACUGUUUCUGGGUCAAGGCCAAGGAGGACCGGUUCGAGAACGAUGAACUCUUUGCCAAGCUGACCCUCGCCUUCUCUGUCGCACAGAGCAAAUGUGAGUCGAAAAAGCAGCAGGAGAAUGGAGACGAGAAGAGCCAGUCCAAGAAGAAGGUCAAAGAGCUGCGGGUGCUGGAUUCGAAGAAUGCUCAGAAUCUUUCCAUUUUCCUGAGCUCUUUCCGCAUGCCCUACGAGGAGAUCAGGAGCGCCAUCCUGGAGCUGAAUGAAGCUGUGCUGACUGAGUCCAUGGUGCAGAAUCUCAUCAAGUUGAUGCCAGAACCAGACAAGUUGAAGAUGAUAGCCGAACUGAAGGAAGAGUACAGUGAGCUGGCCGAGUCUGAACAGUUUGGAGUGGUGAUUAGUUCCGUUCCCCGCCUGCAGUCCCGCCUCAAUGCCAUCCUCGUCAAGCUCCAGUUUAACGAACAGGUUGAAAACAUCAAGCCAGAGAUCGUCGCGGUGACAGCUGCCUGCGAGGAGGUCCGCAAGAGCGAGAAUUUCUCCAACCUCCUCGCCAUCAUUCUCUUGGUGGGCAACUACAUGAACGCGGGUUCCAUGAAUGCCGGGGCCUUCGGCUUCAACAUCAGCUUCCUCUGCAAGCUCCGAGACACAAAGUCUGCUGAUCAGAAGAUGACCUUGCUGCACUUCUUAGCUGAAACUUGUGAGCUGCAGUAUCCUGAUGUGUUGAAGUUCCCGGAUGAACUCAUCCACGUGGAGAAGGCGUGUCAAGUUUCUGGUGAAAAUCUGCGGAAAAAUCUGGACCUAAUGAAGAAGCAGAUUUCAGACGUGCAGCGUGACGUUAGCGGCUUCCCCAGUGCCACGGAGGAGAAGGAUAAAUUUGUGGAGAAAAUGACCAGCUUUGUAAAGGAGGCCCAAGAACAAUACGAGAAGCUACGGAUGAUGCACUCCAACAUGGAGAGCCUCUAUAAAGAAUUAGGCCAAUACUUCCUUUUUGAUGCCAAUAAAAUAUUGAUUGAGGAGUUCUUCAGUAAUCUGCACAACUUCAGAAACAUGUUUCUGCAAGCCUUAAAGGAGAACCAAAAGCGACGUGAGACCGAGGAGAAGAUGCGGCGGGCUAAAUUGGCCAAAGAAAAGGCAGAAAAGGAACGGCUGGAGAAGCAACAGAAGAGAGAGCAGCUGAUCGACAUGAAUGCAGAAGGUGAUGAAACUGGAGUUAUGGACAGUCUACUAGAGGCCUUGCAGUCAGGAGCGGCCUUCCGUAGAAAAAGAGGACCACGCCAAGCAAACAGAAAGGCUGGCUGCGCUGUCACUUCACUGCUAGCCUCGGAGUUGACCAAGGAAGAUGCUCUCGGGGCAAAGGGCAGCAAAGUGCCGAAAAGGGACGAAGACGGGGAAGCCCCAGAUGGAGAAGUGCCUGACGAGACCACCAAGAAGGCCAGCAGCCGUCAGAACUAGGGCCGCGCCAGGCUCGGACUAAAGCCUGCAGCACAUUUUUACAAAGGAAUCAAAGGAACACUGCGUCACUUUGCAACUUUUAUGUGUUUUUUUGUGUGGGCAAGGGGAGAGACGCGGACUCUAAUCUCUUCUGCUCCGCUCCCCUCGACUGUUUUUGCACCACCUUUGAGCCUGUGGUUGUCCUCUGCAGCUUGUCUCAAAUUUCCCGCCUGCCUUCUGCCUUU